This is a messenger RNA of Rotaria sp. Silwood1, 783 nucleotides long. The record is from the annotation of a GenBank genome assembly. NCBI's taxonomy places the organism in Eukaryota, Metazoa, Rotifera, Eurotatoria, Philodinida, Philodinidae.
AUGAAAAAUGCAGUUGAUCGUCCUGAAUUAAGACAUUUAAAAGAUGUCAUUGUGUUUCAACAAAAAGGUCCUCGAUCACAUUCAAAUGAAAUAUUAGGCUCAGAUUUAGAUGAUUGUCUUGGAACUCUAUCGAAUAUUCAUUUAGCUUACGUAGAUAAAUAUGGUAUCAAAUCAAAAAUAUGUACAGAAUUAGCUGAAGUUAUUUCAAAAGAAGUAGCUGCUACAAAAACUGGUAUACAUCCGUUAACCAAUGAUGAAAUUGUUAUACUAAAACAAAAACUAGAGAAUAAAUUGUCCGAUUUUAUGAAAGGACAUAGUAAAUUAUAUCGUUCAGCACGUCAGGCUAUUGCAGGUUGGAAUCGUGCAAUAAAUAAUUAUGGUAAUUCACAUCAUAUAGAUGUAGCUCUUGCAUUAGCUUCUCCUUUGAAUAUCAAAGAUCAAGAAAAUACUGGAACGAUAAAAACGUCAAAUAUAUUAAAAAAUUAUGAACUCAAAGUGAAUUACUCGAAAUUAGAUGAAAAUAAUGUACAUGUUAUACUAGCUUCAGAACAUCAAAGUUUUCUUAAAGAACGCUUUCAUCAACAAUGGAUAAAUAUGGAAGAUCAAGAAUUACAAAAUAUGUUUCACGAAAUAGAUCAACUUACUUUAGGUUAUAGGAAAAAAACUCAGUCAACAAUAUGGGCUUAUCUUUAUGAAUAUAUUAUAUCAGCUUUACAAUAUAUUUGUAUUGAAAAGAGACUUGAUGAUAAAUGGAUACAUUCAUCAACAGUUGAAUAUUGCUAA